AUGUUUUUUCUGCGGUCACUACCACUUCUCGGCCUCGCUGCCUCAACAGCUGUGCUUGCAAGCCCGCUCUGUGCUCGUGGGAACUAUAAACAACAUACUCGCAAACAGGUCGAAAAGACGUUUGUCCAUCCUGGCAUCCUUCACACCGAGACCGACCUCGAGCGUAUGAAGACCUCAGUCGCCCAGAAGCUCGACCCCUGGUAUCCCGCCUUUGUCGCAUUCUCCAGCAAUGAGCUCUCGUCCUCGUCCUACACAAUGAUGGGCCCCUUGCCCUAUGUCGUAAGGAACGUUACAGGCACACAAACCGGCAAAACGGAGUUUAGCUAUGACGGUGUCGCAGCUCUCCAGAACGCACUGAUGUACUACAUCACCGGCGACGAGGCCCACGCCAUCAAGUCCACCGAGAUCCUAACCGGCUGGGCAAACACCCUAGAAAAGCUGAAUGGAACAGACGCGCAGUUGACCGCCGGCCUCUACGGCCCGCAGUUCGUCAACGCGGCGGAAAUCAUCCGUGCGUACUACGAUGGGUGGGGCAGCGCUGACAUUGAAAAGUUCAAGAGCAUGGUGCUGAACGUCCUCUACCCGCACGCUGCCCAGACGUGGCCUACCUCAUGGCAGCAAUACCCCUUCCUUGCCAACUGGGGCACCAGCGCCGAAAAGGCGCUUGUGGCGUUCGGCGUCUUCCUGGACAACAGCACAAUGUACCACGAGGGCCUCAACCACUACCUGCACCACGAGUGCGCAAACAUCACCAACCAGAUCAACAGCUUUGGGCAGAACAGCGAGUCGGGCCGCGACCAGGGCCACACCUCCCUCGGCCUCGGCAACAUGGCCGAGAUCUGCCUGACGGCCGAGAACCAGGGCGACGCCGACUACUGGGGCCUGUACGAGGACCGCCUGCGGACGGGCUACGAGUACACGGCCAAGUACAACCUGGGCUACGCCGUCGACUACGACCCGGCUUUCUACAGAUGCGGCGCGAACUUGGUCGGCGGGCCGUGGCAGGUCAUCUCGAAUGUGUCGAGGGCGCAGUUCCCGCCGGUGUAUGAGAUUGCAUAUGCGCACUACGCGCAGAAGGAGGGCAAGGAGAUGCCGUAUGUGAGGGAGCACCUGAUGGCGCAGAGCUUUGAGCAGACGAACACGUGGAAUACGAUGGGGGAUAAUGCGGUGUGGGGGACGCUGAGGUUUAGGAGGUUGGCGGGGAACCUUACUGCUGGGUCGGGCAAUUAG
Morchella sextelata is the source of this 1230-nucleotide messenger RNA. RefSeq lists its product as uncharacterized. Bases 1 to 1230 code for a protein of 409 amino acids. The record is from RefSeq and is a predicted model, not a curated record. The transcript has 4 exons. Lineage: Eukaryota; Fungi; Ascomycota; Pezizomycetes; Pezizales; Morchellaceae. Gene Ontology annotation, cellular component: periplasmic space. Gene Ontology annotation, molecular function: lyase activity.